Pogoniulus pusillus (Red-fronted tinkerbird) is the source of this 889-nucleotide messenger RNA. RefSeq names its product mitochondrial ribosomal protein S23 (gene MRPS23). The coding region runs from base 85 to 654 and encodes 189 amino acids. The transcript has 5 exons. Gene Ontology annotation, molecular function: structural constituent of ribosome. Gene Ontology annotation, biological process: translation. The record is from RefSeq and is a predicted model, not a curated record. NCBI's taxonomy places the organism in Eukaryota, Metazoa, Chordata, Aves, Piciformes, Lybiidae. Gene Ontology annotation, cellular component: mitochondrion; ribosome.
GCGCUCCGUGCCUCGGCCGCUCGCUGCGCGCCCUGGCGGCACUGCCGGUUCCGGCGGGGCGGCGCUGCCGGGAGCGCUGCCGCCAUGGCGGGCAACCGACUGCAGAAGGUCGGGAGCGUCUUCAGCCGGACCCGGAACCUGCUCCGCGUGGGGGUGAUCGAGAAGCCGCUGUGGUUCGACGUCUACGUGGCCUUCCCCCCGCUGCGGGAGCCCGUGUACCGAGUGCCGCGGCCGCGCUACGGCAAGGUGAAGGAUGUCAUCCCUCCCAUCUUCUACCAGGAGGACGAAGUGCGAGCGAAAUUUUACAGAAUUUAUGGCAGUGGUCCAAGACCUUUCGACCUGUCACAGUUAAACUACAAAUCUACUUGCCAGAGGUUUGUUGAGAAAUACAAUGAACUGAAAGAAGAAGGAAAAAUUGAAGAGGAAAAAUUGUUUGAUGAAGCAGGAAAAGCUCUUCUAGCCAGUGGGAUCAUCUUGCAGAGGAGAGGAACAGAUAAAGUAGCACAACAGGAUCAUCACAACGUUGACACCAGGGACUCUGCUUUACACCUGCAGCUUCAUGCUGUGCUGGAAGAGCUUCAGGAGAAGAAGACAGACCAGGAGGAGCAGACAGAGCUGGCAGGAGCACAGAAGGAAAAGCCAUUGCCCUCUUAAGAGCCUUUUAUCUGAGGUGCUGUGAUGGGCAGGAGAUGUUCCUCAGGGGUAGAUGCCUCAGCUGGCUCCAGUGCCUUCCAUGCUCAUCAUGUCUGAAUCAGAGCCUCAUUCUUGUUCUUCCAUCUCCCCAUUUCUGAAAUGGCAGACAAGAUUUUUUUGCUUCAAGGUUUAAGGUUGUGAGUUGGAAAAUAUGGGCAUAAAAAUGGGAAAUUAAACACUGUCCUAAGAAAUGGAA